This is a messenger RNA of Mugil cephalus (flathead mullet), 2896 nucleotides long. It is a transcript of the gene pcdh1g22, whose product is annotated as protocadherin 1 gamma 22. Gene Ontology annotation, cellular component: plasma membrane. The transcript has a single exon. The coding region runs from base 386 to 2881 and encodes 831 amino acids. NCBI's taxonomy places the organism in Eukaryota, Metazoa, Chordata, Actinopteri, Mugiliformes, Mugilidae. The record is from RefSeq and is a predicted model, not a curated record. Gene Ontology annotation, molecular function: calcium ion binding. Gene Ontology annotation, biological process: homophilic cell-cell adhesion.
UGGUGACGGAGAGAGGUUUAAUUAGAAGUAAAGGCUAACAUUUCAUCAUGAAUAUUGUAGAGUAAUGGCAGCCAGGAUGAUAUGUCUGCCGUUCAUACUUCUACGUCACUGCUUUAUUGAUGCAACGUGGUGCUAUGAUUGGGUAAAUAGACGUACUCUGUCCGCCAAUGAUAUCCAGAGCUGUACAAAGAGAUCUACUCCCUCUCAUUGGGUAGCAUCACCCUUGUAACCGUAACAAUGUUCUGCACCGGAGAGGAGGGAUGCUUAUGGAGACACAAAGCAUGACUGUCACUGUUACACUUAAGGGCGCAUCUAUAUUGGAUUAUAAACCGUAUACGGUGAAUCAGACAAGAAGUUGGGAUUGGAGUGAAAAGAAACUGGAUUUAUGGAACGUGGAGUAAUGUGGCACAAGCUGUGGACAUGGCAGGUGUUUUUGUGGUGGCAUCAUUUCUUCAUAUUGUGGAGUACAAUAGACGGACAGACUCGCUACAGCAUCCCGGAGGAGCUGAAACAGGGCUCUGUGGUAGGAAAUCUAGCCAAAGAUCUGGGCUUGGUUGUAUCCGAACUAUAUCUGCGUAAAUUGCGCAUAACGUCUGAGGCUGGUAAGCAGUAUUUUAGUGUGGACUUGGGGAAGGGAGAACUGGUGGUGACAAACAGGAUAGAUAGGGAAGAACUGUGUGGACAAAGACCGUCGUGUUUGUUGCCUUUGGAAUUAGUAAUAGAUAGCCCGUUACAGCUGCAUAGAGUGGAAAUUGAAAUACAAGACACAAACGAUAACUCUCCUAGUUUUCUUAAUAAAGAGAAAGUGGUGAAAAUUGCAGAACUGGUAAAUCCAGGAGCGCGAUUUCCUUUAGAAAGUGCUCAAGAUCCCGAUGUUGGCACUAAUUCGAUACGCUCUUAUCUUAUAAGUAAAAAUGACAAUUUCAAAUUGACUGUUAAAAAUCACAAAGACGGACGAAAGAUCCCAGAACUGGUUCUUGAAAAACCUCUUGAUAGAGAAAAGCUUGAUAUACACCAUCUUAUCCUUACUGCUGUAGAUGGUGGAGACCCGGUGCGCUCAGGGACAUCUGAAAUUACAGUUAUAGUACUUGACAACAACGAUAAUGCACCGCAGUUUGAGAGACAGGUGUAUGAGGCAAAUGUCAGCGAAAAGACAGCACCUGGAACUGAAAUAUUGCAUGUUAAAGCCACAGAUGCAGACGAAGGACUAAAUGGCGAAAUAGGAUAUUUUUUUGCAGAACAAACACCGGGUGCGAUUUUGUCAUUAUUUGACAUUGAACCUUCGACUGGAGCUAUUCUUGUCAAAGGAAGUAUAGACCACGAAACUAUUUCUUUACAUAGAUUUGAUAUAACUGCUAAAGACAAAGGUAGCCCUGAGAUGGAUGGGCACUGUGGCGUUGAAAUCAAAAUAAUAGACAUUAAUGACAAUAUUCCGGAAAUUAUUGUCACGUCUUUAACAACACCUGUGCCAGAAGAUUCUGCAAUCGGAACAGUUAUUGCAUUAAUAAGCGCAAAAGACCCAGAUUCCGGUGACAAUGGCAAGGUUACUUUAAGCGUCUCCCCCAAAUCCCCCUUUAAGUUAAAUCCGUCGGUCUCUAGUCAUUAUUCAUUAGUGACUAAUGGGCCACUGGAUCGUGAAAAUAAUUCUCAGUAUAGUGUCAAGAUAAGUGCUACUGAUUCUGGAAAACCUCCACUAAUCAGUGAAAAAAUUAUACUUGUAGAAUUGUUAGAUGUAAAUGACAACCCACCACUUUUCUCUCAGCCAUCAUAUGUCGUUUAUGUAAAAGAAAACCAUGCUCCUGGAACAAUACUCUGCUCAUUGUCAGCUGCUGAUCCAGAUGUGGGUGAAAACGCAAAGAUCUCCUACUCUAUACUGGACUCUAAAGUACAGGACGUUUCUGUAUCGUCUUAUGUUUACAUUAACUCAGAUAACGGCAGCAUCUACAGCAUGCACUCGUUUGAUUAUGAGAAACUCAAGGUGUUUCAGAUUCAGGUUCAGGCCAAGGAUCAGGGCUCUCCAUCUCUCAGCAGCAACGCCACUGUCCAUGUUUUUAUCCUGGACCAGAACGACAAUGCCCCCGCUGUUAUUUACCCCUCCUCCGCUGCCCUGGGCUCCCUCUCUCAUCAGAGGAUGCCCCGCUCCGCUAAAGCCGGUCACCUAGUUACUAAGGUGACGGCCGUGGACGCUGACUCGGGACAUAACGCCUGGAUCUCCUACAAACUGGCGGAGGCCACAGACUCCUCUCUGUUCACCGUCAAUCUGUACACGGGGGAGGUGAGGACUAAACGCGCUGUGUCCGAGCAGGACGAUUCCUCUCAGAGACUCAUUAUAGAGAUCAAGGACGACGGAGAACCGGUCCAGUCCUCCACCGUCACGGUGUCCAUUCUGCUGGAGGACGGUCUCCAUGAGCCCAUCUUAGACCUCCGACAGAAAGCGGCCGAGCCCAGCAAGAAAAAUGGGAGAAUCACCCUUUAUUUGAUUCUCUCUCUGGCCUCGGUGUCCGUGCUGUCUCUGUUGACUUUUCUCAUCUUAGCGGUUAAAUGCAUCAGGAACAGCAGAAGCAGCGGUAGUUGCUGCAUGAGACGGAGCGACUGUGAUGAUUACAAGAACCCCAACAGAAACCUGCAGAUUCAGCUCAACACUGAUGGACCUAUAAAGUACGUGGAGGUCCUGGGAGGAGACAUGAUGUCUCAGAGCCAGUCCUUCAGGUCCUGUAUGUCUCCAAUGUCAGAGUACAGUGACUUCACUUUGAUUAAACCCAGCAGCACCACAGACUUUAAGGAGGUGAUCAGUGUCCUGGAUGCGUCUUUACCUGACAGCACCUGGACCUUUGAGAGCCAGCAGGUGAGCAGACUACCCCCGAUUUUGAAAUUUAUUUAAUUAACAUACUGAGGU